Molecule: messenger RNA, 1368 nt
Organism: Penicillium longicatenatum
Lineage: Eukaryota; Fungi; Ascomycota; Eurotiomycetes; Eurotiales; Aspergillaceae
Exons: 2
Coding region: 1-1368 (455 amino acids)
Source: RefSeq, a predicted model, not a curated record
AUGCAACCAAAUCACUGCGACCAGCUUGGUCAGGUGCGCGAGCCCAGAGCCGCAAGUCAACUGAUGCGCGAUGGCCAGCCGAGAGAACAUGGUCAGCCCCGACCGUCCGGUGCGGCACCCAUGAGAUCUGAAGACUCGUGGAUCGAUGUUUCUUCCCAACCGUCAUCCUCAUCACUAUCUUCAGCGGCCACAAACGACGACAUCAUCACAACUGGUCUUCAAGUGGAACCUCGAGACGCUGGCAUUUAUCAGAAUCGUAGUCGGCGACGGCGCAUGCAACAUCUCGCAGCGGUGGCCACGGCGCAUGUCGAUUAUUCGUCGCGCGAGGCUAGCCUGGCAAGCAGCAGUCAAGAGGAAUACGAAGAGAGUGAAAGUGAUCCGGAUCCAAACAUGAGCAGCUCCAAUGAGGAUAUUCAUCGUCCAACCUUGCCUGCUCCACGAUCGGUGCCCUCGGCUCAGUCCGACGCAGCCUCCAGUGAUGAUGAAGACGAUACUUCUACUGCCUUGGGAAUGGGCAUCAGUCCAUCGCCAUUUGUCCCUCAACCAAACGUCUUUAGCCAUCCACCGCUGACCAAUGAUCCUUCCUGGACUCGACCAAGCGAGUCCCGCCGUUCUCAACCCAGUAUGCUGUCUAAUUCGAGUCGCCGCACAGCCAUUCGUCGAGAGUCCUAUCCUUCUGGCUCACGGCAGUCUCGCCGAUCUCCUCAGUCUCAACAUAGUCCUUAUAAUAUGAUAUCACCUUCGCACCAUGCGGACCAUGAUGCCGCCCUUAGAGCCAGCCUAUCUACCCUUCUGUCCUGUGCUGCUGCUGCUCGUGGACUCCCCAAACCAGAAAAUCAACGGCCUCAGCCUCCCACCUCCUCCCGCCCUGCCCAACCAUCUUCAUUCCGACUUGUUGGCGUGUCUGUGGCCAUGGGAGAAGAGAGUGAUGAUGAAAACGUUUCCUCGCCUCAGAAUGCUGAGACCAGCCCCUCAGUGGGCCCGGCCCUUCGUCGUGACCCUCGCUCCCCCGUGCCACCGUCUAGUCCGCCAGGGAAGACUAAACGACGAUCUACCUCCCCUAAGGAUCGGACUUCCACCUCUAAAAAGAGUCGGCGUGCAAGCCUCACGGAUUCGACAGCCCCCGUCAGCCCCACAGUCAUGACGUGGGUCAUCAGUGCUGGUGUGGUGGUCUUGUUCUCGGCGAUCAGCUUUUCUGCGGGGUAUAUGCUCGGUCGGGAAGUUGGUCGGACGGAGAUGGGUAUGAUGGGGGACGGUGGUGUCCCUGGUGCUCGUUCUUCGGCGGCAUGUGGUCAGGAGGCUGUUCGAGGCGGUCUUAGGCGGCUGCGUUGGGGUACAGCGGCCGCUGGAUCUGCGAGCCUGGCCUAA